AUAUGCAAAUUAGAGUAAAUUGCGUUGACUUGCCUGGAUGGUCUCUCUGAAACAUGACUUUUUACAUCUUUUUAAUUGAAUGAGAUAUAAAAAAAAACAAGAUGCCGAAGUGCAGUGACUUCAAAAGUCCUCUGAAGAAAUUGAAGGAGGAUCUACUUGGAAAGCAUCCAUCGUCCUCGUCGACGACCAUCCCCAAUUCCCAUCUCGAUCCCGAUGACCUGUUUGCCGAGUCCUUCUCUCAAGACGAUAAUCAGCUUCGAAGGCCUAUGAAUGCAUUCCUACUCUUCUGUAAGCGUCAUCGUCAGGUGGUGAGGACUAGGCACCCGUGGCUCGAUAACCGAGCUUGCACCAAGAUGUUAGCCGAUAUGUGGGGCGCACUGGAUGGAGACGAGAAGGAGAAAUAUCUGCAGCUUGCGAGAGAGUGUAAAGCUGCAUUCAUGAAAGCCCACCCUGAUUAUAAAUGGAGCGGUCCUCAUCGACACGCUGGUGGAAAAGUAACCAAUCCUGGUAAUAUAACAACACGUCUGCCAAGCACAGAGGAAAACAAGGCCGGAAUCACCGUCGGAAAGCUAGCAGAUCCAUCUCAAAUGGGAGGGCUAAGUCUUCUAUUACUCGCUGGCCAGCAAGAGACGAGUACAAAACGUGUAGCGCCCUCAUCUGACCAACAUAAAACAGUCCGUAGGAGUAACUCGGAACCAGCAACCAACGAGAGGGAAGAUGAUGACAGCAUUAAAUCAAAAUUAUUCCAGUUUGCCGAGAUGUGCUCCGAUCAACUUGCCAUGAAUCCAGAACACAACUCUGAUUCAAUACACCUUACCAAUGUGACAAUCCCUGUUAACAAUACAACCGUGGGCUCAAAGGAUAGUACAUUGGAUGCAUCCAGUAAUAACAAUAAUACAAUACCUCUUAACAGUCAGAUGCAUUUCAGGUUAACCUCAGACAAUCAAGCAGCUGAAAUAACCAAUGGAUCAAUGAGAACUGAAAUAAAGGAUGAAGAUGACAUGGAUAGGAAAGUGGGUUUUAGGAACGAGGAGGAGGAGGGGGUGAUGGAGGCAAACGAUGCAAAGAAGGUUGAAGCAAAAGAUGAGGAAACGGAGGAAGGGAUGACCAAAAUAAAGAUGAAUAAUAAGAAGAGGAAAAGCGAGAAGAGCUCCAAGAAGAAGAAGAAAAAGAAGAAGAAAGUUUUGAAGGUAAAGGAUGAGAGCGAAGCCCUCUCUCUGAGCUGGCCUGGAGCAUUGAAAGGUGUCUUCAAGAAGGAAAGCAAUGGAAAAGAAGAGAAGAAGGAUGAGGAAGAGAAGGAAGAAGAAGAGAAGGAGAAGGAAGGUAGCUUGACUGAUAGUGAGGAUUCCAAGUCAGCCGGGCAGAGGAAGUCUAGGCGAUCCUGUAAGGGGAGGUUGUAUCGCAAGCUCGUUGAUCAGGGGAUGUUAGAAUCACUACAGCGGCCAGAGAGACCGUUUAACUGUAAGAAGGCUUGGCGCCAUACCAACGAAGGAAUGAGUGGUUUCAGUGAUGCGGAAGAUGAAGUAUUUCAACCAGAGGAUGGGAAGAAGGCUAGAAGACCCAGGAAAAGAACAAACAGUGGAUCCAGUGUAACGUGCUCAGAUUUUGACUAUGGUGAGAUCAAUGUCGAAGCCAGAUUAGCGACAUUACCUCAGUAUGCUCCAGAACAAUUCAGAACAAAGAAGAAAACUGGUUUGAAAUCGAAAAAGACCUCGGACAUAUACAAGAAUGCUAAGUUCAUCAAAGAAAGGGGUAAAAGUAAAGUGAUGAGGUCACUGUCUUCCACUGAGAUGACCGUCACUGGCAGCCAGAAAAGAAAAGCAAGGAAAUCGUCAAUUAUGCACCUUCUACCUACUAAAGAUCCUCACAGCAUUACCAGCACAGUGCAGUCUUCACACUCAACUCCCAGAAUGGACAAAGUAAUUGGAUCAAAGGUCAAGAGGUCAAUAAGUGACCCUCAACCUUUCACCUUAUCUGACCUUGCAGAGGUCGCUUCCAUGGAACUCAAACCAUGCAGCUCUGCAAGUACAGCAUGUACCCCUGGCAGUCAUGUACAAAGGCCCAACCUCUGCCUCGCAGCAGUGACAGUCUCAUAACCAAAAUACCACAAUGAUUGCAUCAAUAUCCUCAAGGAAAUAUUCAGUCAUCCAUAUUUGUCCAGCAACAGCACUGCGAACAUGGUGUGUAUGAGCCUUUCAACGAGGCUACAAUGACAGAAUUUUUUUUUUCACCACUACAUGGCAAUAAGAAAGCUGUCUGUAGGGCCUUUUCGAGUUUCACCGGUGGAGAAAUGCAUGGAUAUUCAUCGCUCUGUGCUUGGCGGGAAAUUACGACAAUCGACCAAUCAAGACGAUGGGCUCUUCCUUGGCGUAGACCAUUGUUGAUAUGUGUGUGUGAGUCAAAAGUCUGAGAGAUGCCUCCUGAUUGGCUGUUCCUGUAUCAUGAGCAGAUUCAAAAGUUCGUCUCACUGCACUUUCCGCUCACUGCUUCACAUCUUGUGAGUGCAGUCUUUCCACCUCAGACCAUAGUCAGUGGAAGGCCUUGUUGAAAGGCUUGGUGCACUGCCUGUUGUAGAUCCUUGACCAAAGCAUCAUGACAACAGGAUAUCUUUAUAGAGGCUGUUCGUUAAUUAUUGUUCGGAAAGUGCUACACACAUGUUUGUAUUCAACACAAUGGACCGUAUUCUGAAGUCGGGUUUAACUUAAACUCGUGUUUAAAGUUGUGGUGUAAGUAUGGAUAGCCAAUUGUUAA
This is a messenger RNA of Lytechinus variegatus (green sea urchin), 2751 nucleotides long. Its product is annotated as HMG box transcription factor BBX-like. Lineage: Eukaryota; Metazoa; Echinodermata; Echinoidea; Temnopleuroida; Toxopneustidae. Bases 102 to 2096 code for a protein of 664 amino acids. Gene Ontology annotation, molecular function: DNA-binding transcription factor activity, RNA polymerase II-specific; RNA polymerase II transcription regulatory region sequence-specific DNA binding. Gene Ontology annotation, biological process: regulation of transcription by RNA polymerase II. The record is from RefSeq and is a predicted model, not a curated record. The transcript has 11 exons. Gene Ontology annotation, cellular component: nucleus.